UUUGACUUUCUCUCAGUGCCUCUCUCUCAGACAGACUCACACAGGCUCACUCACAGUGCUGGAGUGAAAAAGCGUCUCGGCUCUGCUCUCCAGCUUUGGCCACCAGAGAUGAUGCUUCGGUGUUACUCUUUAUGAUUUUCGUGCAGGACUGAGCAGAGUGGCAGCUCUGCAGCUGAUGGACUGCUGCUCUUUCUAUCUUUAUCCCUCUUUUAAUUUGGACACUGGGGAGAAAUAAAUAGCUCAACACACACUGUUGGGAGGCAAAUGAAUGGAGCAGACUCGCAGGGGAUUUCCCCAGGCUGCAUUUGCACCAAUGGACCUGGACUCAAGUUCUGAACGGGCCAAAUUGAAUUUGGCCAAAUAAUUUUCAUUAUUGUUUUUGCAAACAUAUAUUUUUUGCAACAGGAUCGUCUCUUAAAAGAUUGCAGCUUUUUGUGGAUUUUCACUGGAGGAAAAAAACCCACAGCAUAUGUUUGGCUCAAGGAUGUGCUCUAUAGUCAUGCUUCAUCAGUGGAGUCUGGCAGUGUUCUUGCUGUGUUCCCCAGCGACAUUUGAUGGGAGACCAGUUGAUGCACUUAGUAGCAGAACGAGGAGGUCAGUGAGCCACGCCCAGCUGAUGCAUGAUAAAGGUCGCUCACUGCAGGAGUUCAAGCGCCGCAUGUGGCUACAGGAGCUGCUGGAGGAGGUGCACACGGCCGAUGAGUAUGCACCACCUGUCCAGAGCAGAACGCCGAGCCAGACCUUCAGUGGAAACGCUCUACACCAGAAGCCCCCAGGGGCCACCAAGGACCUCCCAGACAGGUUCAGGCUGGACAGGGAGGGCCCUAACCUCCCCCAGGAGACCAACAAGGCUCUGGCUUAUAAGGACCAGCCACUUAAAGUAGCCACCAAGAGGAAAAAAAAGGUGAGGUUAGGCCGGCGCAGAGAGAACGACAAGAAGAGGAGGAGAGCGCGGUCUGUCUCAACAAAGGGGCCAUAAAGGAGGCAGCAGCCUGCAUGAGAGACCCCCAGUACCUUCACGUGGCGCUGCACUAAGACACUGACAGACUGAGCCCUGACAGACUCGAACCGCUCCUGACUCGGUCACUUCAGAUUAAGGCCCCGGGGUUGUGCUUGUAUGAUAAAAUGUUGCAGCGUUUGUAUUUUUGCCUUAAAACAAUCCCACUUCCUGGAGUGUCACCACAACAUCUUCUUAGAUCCAUAUUUAUUUGGAAAAUCUUUACGCCUCUGUAACCCUGAUUGUCUUCAAAACAAUGGCAUAUAUUGUAACUUCUAACCAGCACAAGUUGAGCAUAGGAGGAAGUAUUUAUUUCUUAAAUAUUAUAACUUCACAAAAACUGGGAUGUUGAGUGGUCUGCUUUUGUUUGGCUCUAUAUGUGUUGACUAUCAUGGACUUACAGUCAUGACAAACUGUUCAAUGAAUACAUCUGUUCAAAUGGUUCUGCCAUAAUUUAUUUCACUUUGAAAAUGUAUAUUUAUUUUGUGAAUGUAUCACGGUGCUGCUGACUAAAUUCCAUAAUGCACUUUAGUUAUAUCCUGUAAAUGUUCUUUUGUGGUUGAGUUUUACUUUGGUGAUGCUUUUUUUUGAUGGUCCUGGUUUCCGUUCCCUCCUUAGAUCCCUCAUGGACUUAUAACUUAUUGGAUGCUUUGUCAAACCCACUCCCAUCAUUUUGCAUUUAUAGUUUAUUUUUUAUAGAAAAAGCCCAAGUCAGGGGCUAUCAGACUCCUAUAAUGUUCUGCACUUGCACUGAGGGCAUACUGUACAGGUUUCCAGUUAAUCAAACAUUAAAAAUGUAGCCAUUAGA
Molecule: messenger RNA, 1805 nt
Organism: Acanthochromis polyacanthus (spiny chromis)
Lineage: Eukaryota; Metazoa; Chordata; Actinopteri; Pomacentridae
Product: parathyroid hormone-related protein-like
Exons: 3
Coding region: 470-979 (169 amino acids)
Biological process (GO): bone mineralization; adenylate cyclase-activating G protein-coupled receptor signaling pathway; regulation of chondrocyte differentiation
Cellular component (GO): extracellular region
Molecular function (GO): hormone activity; peptide hormone receptor binding
Source: RefSeq, a predicted model, not a curated record